Molecule: messenger RNA, 996 nt
Organism: Candida albicans SC5314
Lineage: Eukaryota; Fungi; Ascomycota; Pichiomycetes; Serinales; Debaryomycetaceae
Product: cationic amino acid transporter
Exons: 1
Coding region: 1-996 (331 amino acids)
Biological process (GO): basic amino acid transmembrane export from vacuole
Cellular component (GO): fungal-type vacuole membrane
Source: RefSeq, a predicted model, not a curated record
AUGAUAGCACCACCUCCAGCACCAAUAGUACUAGACUCCCAAUCCGUCAGUGGAAUAACUGGUUCCAUAUCUAUUGCUUGUUGGAUUAUAGUUUUUGCACCCCAAAUAUAUGAAAAUUUUAAAAGAAAAUCACUGGAAGGUUUAUCAUUAACAUUUAUUGUAUUAUGGUUAGCUGGUGAUGUAUUUAAUGUACUUGGGGCAGUAUUACAAGGGGUUUUACCAACAAUGAUUAUAUUGGCAGUAUAUUAUACCUUGGCUGAUAUUGUGUUAUUAUGGCAAUGUUUAGCUUAUGGUGAUGGGAAAAACCCUGAUUUAAUUCAUUUAUCUCCAGCUAAUCCAUUAAAUGAAGAUGUAUUGGAAACUGCCAUGUCAAAUGAAGAACGUCAUAAUCGUCGCAGAAAUCAAGGUAAUACCACUGAAGACUUGGAAAGUUCAACAACAAGUGUUGAUAGUUCAAUAAGUAAAUCAUCAUCAUCACAAUUUCAAAGUUUUCUUAUAAAUACAUUAAUGGUUACUUUAGUCAUAGCAUCAGGAGUUAUUGGAUGGUAUAUAUCAUACAUUAAAGAAUCCAAACAUCAUUCAAAACAUCCUGGCAAACAUAAUCCGGAAGAAUUGAUAUUUGAUCCAUUAGCACAAAUAUUUGGUUGGUUAUGUGCAUUUUUUUAUUUAGGUUCAAGAAUUCCUCAAAUUGUUUUAAAUUAUGAAAGAAAAUCUUGUGAUGGGAUUUCAUUUAUGUUUUUUUUAUUUGCAUGUUUAGGUAAUUUGACUUAUGUGAUUUCUAUUUUAUCAAUUGAUAUGAGUUGGAAUUAUUUAUGGGUUAAUUCAUCAUGGUUAGCGGGAUCUUUAGGUACUUUGGGUUUAGAUUUCACUAUUUUUAUUCAAUUUUUCCUUUAUAAUGAAAAUAAAGAUGAUGAGUUUAGUGAAUAUGAGUCUUCAAGUGAAACAGAACUGGAAUCAUUAUUGACUAGUAGUGAUAGAUCUUAUGGUACUGCUUAA